AUGUCGAGAAAGUCAUUUCCCGAAUCAGAAUUUGACGCUGAUUCGAAUGGUGGUAGUCUUGUCGCCAACCGUUGCUUUUGUACGGAGCUAUGGUUGGGUGAAAAAUUGGCGAGAAGGGUGAAAUCCCAAAAAAUGUCUGGGAAGUCAUUUCCUGAAUCAGAAUUUAACGCUGAUUCGAAUGGUGGUAGUCUUGUCGCUAGCCGUUGCUUUGGUCCGGACCUAUGGUUGGGUGAAAAAUUGGCGAGAAGGGUGAAAUCCAAAAAAAUCUCUGGGAAGUCAUUUUCUGAAUCAGAAUUUGACGCUGAUUCGAAUGGUGGUAGUCUUGUCGCUAGCCGUUCCUUUGGUCUGGAGCUAUGGUUGGGUGAAAAUUUGGCGAGAAGGGUGAAAUCCCAACAAAUGUCGAGAAA
This is a messenger RNA of Paramuricea clavata, 407 nucleotides long. The record is from the annotation of a GenBank genome assembly. Lineage: Eukaryota; Metazoa; Cnidaria; Anthozoa; Malacalcyonacea; Plexauridae.